Molecule: messenger RNA, 1701 nt
Organism: Folsomia candida
Lineage: Eukaryota; Metazoa; Arthropoda; Collembola; Entomobryomorpha; Isotomidae
Product: endochitinase
Exons: 2
Coding region: 132-1598 (488 amino acids)
Biological process (GO): carbohydrate metabolic process
Molecular function (GO): chitin binding
Source: RefSeq, a predicted model, not a curated record
CGAUCGUAUGAUAACGAUUAAUGAAAACCAAUACUCUGUCCGAAUUUAAAUUCAUUUCAUACAAAUUACGACCCACUGCAUGUCCAGUUGCUUUACCUUAAACUGACGUACAUAUAUGCAUUUCUUUAAAAAUGUCCCCCCUCUUCCCGACAAUUUUUAUCUUCCUCCUUUUCCACACAAUGGAAAUAAAUUGUCAAGGAUGCAAUAUCACUACGCCAUGUGCCACGCCCCAUUGCUGCUCCCAGUGGGGUAAUUGCGGUCACGGGCCCGAUUUUUGUGGCGACGGGUGCCAACACGGAUGCGAUUCUGCCCCCACUUGCGGUCUCUACGCACACGAGGAAAACUUCCCUGUGUCCGUUUGCUGCAGCCAGUUUGGAAAUUGCGGGACAACUUCGGACUUUUGUGGGACUGGGUGUCAAAACAAUUGCGGGGACGCGCCCACCUCAACCUGUCAAAUUUCCAGAGAUAUGAUUCGUGUCGGUUACUACUCAUCGUGGGCGAGUGCUCGGGCCUGUGGGAAAUAUUCCGUGGACGAAAUUCCCGUCGGAAAUUAUACCCAUUUGAAUUACGCGUUUGGAAACAUUCAAAACGGCGUGAUGAUCAAUCCCUCUGAAGGAACGGAAGAGUGGGACAAUUUAGCGGCUUUUUCCGCCCUCAAAGCCACAAAUCCUGCGAUACGCCUCCUAAUUUCCGUGGGUGGCUACGCCUUCAACGAUCCUGGACCAACGCAGCGGGAAUUUCAUAAUUUGGCCAUUAAUACCACUACCCGGGCGAGAUUUAUUCAAUCCGUGUCCACCUUUUCAGAGGAGUGGAACCUUGACGGUUGUGACGCAGAUUGGGAAUAUCCCGUGGACCCAGACCGCGGCGGGAGUCCGGAGGAUAGGGAAAAUUAUGUCGCCCUGCUGAAAGAAAUGCGGGCAGCUUUUGGCCAAAAGUGGUUAAUUACUAUUGCCGCCCCGGCGAGUUACUGGUACUUGAGGCAUUUUAAGGUAGACGAAAUGCAGGCACAGCUGGAUUGGAUAAACGUUAUGAGUUACGAUUAUAACGGAGCGUGGGACCCGGAACGGCUCGCGAGACCACAUUCGGGGAUUCGAGAGAUGGAAGAGAGUCUCCAAUUAUUCAGGAAAGGGGGCGUACCUCCAGAAAAGUUGGUUUUUGGGCUGGGAUUUUACGGGAGGUCGUACACUUUAACCCAACCAGAAUGCGGGAAAGGGUCCGGGUGUGAGUUUAACGGGCCUGGGGAAGCCGGCGCGUGUACGGCGGGGGCAGGGACAUUAGCUUACUUUGAGAUAGAGGAGUUAAUCAAGGCGCAGAAUUUAGCGCCAGGCCUGGAUUCUCUGUCUUUAACGAGAUAUUUGAAUUAUGACGGGGGCAAACAGUGGGUCACGUAUGAUGAUGAAAUCACUCUGAAGUUUAAAACGGACUGGGCAAGGGUUAAUUGUUUGAAGGGAGUCAUGGUGUGGAGCGUGGAUCAAGGGGUGGAGAAGAAAGUGGAGGAAGAGGACAAUACUGGGGGAAGUGAGACAACUGUUAGUGGUGUUAGUUUGGUCGUGGUAACCUUUUUGGGGGUUCUUCAUGUUCAAGGCAGGUUUAUGUAGAUUGUAAAAAAUAUUUCAUAAAAAUGUUCCAAAAACUGUGUGCUAAACUUCGGAAAUAUUAUCGGGUAAAUAAAUAUUCAUUUACUUAUGUAUGUAAGGCAAA